CAGACUGAGACUGCUAUGUAGUGUUGUGUACUUCACAUUUGGACAACUGUAGUGUAUCAUCCGGGUAUUCUAUGCACGCAGACAGGAUGCCUACUACAUAGUGCAAAAUGAGAUAGGGUGUAGGUGUAGGGUGGUUGUGUACCGCUUUCGACACACCCAGUAAACGUAGUGUAUGCGAGACAAGGUUUGUUUUCUAACCGGAGAGCGAACAUGGACAGAAAUGCAGUGGUUAAAGUGGGCGCGAUGGCGAGCGCCACUAUGUGCGCGCUGUUCGGCGGAGUCGUGUUCGCUCAGUACAUUUUCACCAAAAAACAGAGAGCAGGAAAGAAAACCAAGAUAAUCGAGAUGAUGCCAGAGUUUGAGAAGAGCACAGUUCACAUCAGCGACCCUGAGAGGGUGGAGCAGAUUAUCUGCAGUCUCAUUAAAGGUGGAGCAUCGAAACUGCAGAUCAUCACAGACUUUGAUAUGACGUUAAGCAAGUUUGCUGUCAAUGGAAAACGUUGCCCAACAUGUCAUAAUAUCAUUGACAACUGCAAGCUGGUGACAGAAGAAUGUAGGAAGAAGCUGCUUCAACUAAAGGAGACGUAUUAUCCAAUAGAGAUAGACCCUCAUCUGACCAUGGAGGAGAAAUAUCCAUUUAUGGUGGAGUGGUAUUUUAAGUCUCACACAUUAUUGGUAGAACAAAGAUUGCAAAAGGACAAACUUCCAGAGGUCGUGAGAGAGUCAGAUGUCUGUCUAAGGGAAGGGUACGAGCAAUUCUUUGACCGGCUGCACCAGCACAGCAUUCCUGUGUUCAUUUUUUCCGCGGGUCUGGGAGAUGUGCUGGAGGAAAUUAUCAGACAAGCUGGCAUCUACCACACCAGCGUCAAAAUUGUGUCCAACUUCAUGGACUUUGAUGAUAAUGGGGUUCUGAAAGGAUUUAAAGGAGAGCUGAUCCAUGUUUACAACAAGCAUGACGGUGCCCUGAGGAACACAGAGUAUUUCAAACAACUGAAGGACAAUGGAAACGUUAUUCUGCUCGGAGACUCUCUCGGUGAUCUCAAUAUGGCAGAUGGUGUGCCCAACGUAGAGAACAUCCUCAAAAUCGGCUUUCUUAAUGAUAAGGUAGAGGAAUGGUUAGAAAAGUACAUGGACUCUUACGAUAUAGUUCUGGUGAGGGAUGAAACACUGGAAGUGCCUAAUUCCAUACUACAGAAGAUCUUAUAAUAGACACCGCAGAGCCACCGGCCCACAGCACAGCCUGCGAGGAAAAGACUCAAAUUCCAGGAUAUUCAGAGUCACCUGGAUAAUUCCAGCACUGAGGCCAGCCUUCAUGUUGUCGACAUGUCUCACAUGCUCACAAGCCAUACAUACUUCACCCUUUGACCUUUUUAAAGUUGUGUCCUCUCAUCAUAAUAAACUAUUUUAAUAAACGCAUACAUCUGGA
Molecule: messenger RNA, 1426 nt
Organism: Sinocyclocheilus rhinocerous
Lineage: Eukaryota; Metazoa; Chordata; Actinopteri; Cypriniformes; Cyprinidae
Product: cytosolic 5'-nucleotidase 3-like
Exons: 9
Coding region: 211-1206 (331 amino acids)
Cellular component (GO): cytoplasm
Molecular function (GO): magnesium ion binding; 5'-nucleotidase activity
Source: RefSeq, a predicted model, not a curated record